AAAAAAUUUAAUCAAUGCAAUAACCACAAGGGUAGUAACCAAUACAGCCAAUCGACUUUUAUCAGGAAGAAUACAAAGAUGCAGUUAGAAUGUCUUGGAAUACAUUACCAGCAACCAAAUUGUAAAGUACAAGAGCAAUUGUUCCCAUGGGAUGUCUCUAUAGUAUCUAAUUAAUUAAUGUUAGCACCAAUGAAGGAUUUGGAAUCACUUGUCUUAGUGCAGUAUUCACCACUUUAUUGUAAAUGUGGUGCCAUUUUGAAUCCAUACAAUUAAAUAGAUUUCAGAAAUAAAUAAUGGACAUGCGUAUUCUGCUCUUGCAAAAACAUGUUCCCAAAACAUUAUGCAGAUCACAUUACCGAAACACAAUUGCCUGCUGAAUUAAAAAAGACUAGCACAACUAUGGAAUAUAUCCUAGCAAACUAAUAAGCUGCACCAACUACUUUCUUAUAUAUAAUUGAUACUUGUAUCCCUUAAGAGGAUCUAUAAGCUAUCAGGGAUUCAAUUUAAUAAAGUCUGUCCAUCAUUCCUCCUGAUUCAUAAGUUGGACUUAUCACUUUUGGAAGAAAUGUUUUUGUACAUGAAUUAGGAUUCUAAGAAUGUCCAAAAUGCUAUAGUUUCAAGGGAUCUAAAGAUUAUACAACUUAAUAAAUAUUGGAAAUGUUAUAAGUGAGUACAAAACCGGAAAUUUUGAAAAGAUUCUUAGUACCCUUAAGCGAAUGCGAAUUUUCAUUCAACUCUAUAUUGGAUGAUCUCUAAUGCGACCCAUGGCCUACUCUACCAGGAGAGAGAGAAGUUAGAGCAAAUGGCUCUGCAUUAAAAAUUGGUUCGACUUUGGUUGAAAGUGCCACUCAAUUCUCAAAAAUUCUCUUUUUUGUUGGGGGACCUUGUACAACAGGACCUGGAUAAGUAGUAGGGUUGAAAUUGGAAGAAACAAUCAGAUCCUAUUUGGAUAUGUAGAAGGAAAAUCCAAAUACUUAAUAUUUAUAGAAAGCCAAAAAGUUUUAUAAUGAAAUUGCUUAGAGAGCCAUAAAAGCUAGUUUAACAGUUGAUAUAUUCGCAUUCACUCUAGAUCAAUUCGGUCUGCUGGAAAUGAAGUAAAUAGCUGAGAAAACAGGUGGAGUUGUGGUAAUGUAAGAAAAAUUUGACUCUGAUGUUUUCAAAGAGACAUAUAAAAAACUGUUUGAUAAAGAUGCUUCUGGUUUUCUUAAGAUGGGAUUUGGAUCAAAAAUAGAUUUAUUUGUAUCAAAGGAUAUAAAGGUUUAAGGAGGAGUAGGACCAUGUAUUUCAUUGAAGAAAGCAGGUCCUAUGGUAUCUGAAGUAUCUCUAGGAGAGGGUGGAACAACAAGUUGGUAUACUGGUGGUUUGGAUAGAAACUCCACCAUAUUAUUCUUAUUUGAUUUAUCAUCCACUAAAGACACUUCAUUUUCAUAAUGUGCUUACAUUCAAUUUGUUACAAUGUAUAGACACUCGAGCAGAUUGUAAAGAUUGAGAGUAACAACAAUACAAAGAAGAUUUGCAGAUCACAAUAACAUUAUGGACAUGAUAAGAGGAUUUGAUCAAGAAGCUGCUUGUGUUACCAUGGCAAGAGUAGGUAUUUUGAAGGCAGAAUCUGAAGAAUCAAUUGAAGUUUUAAAAUGGCUAGAUAGAUCACUAAUCCGAGUUGUGGCUAGAUUUGGAUCAUAUAGAAAAGAUGAUGUGAGUUCCUUCAGAUUCCCGUAAGAAAUGAUGAUGUAUCCAUAAUUUAUGUAUCAUCUCAGAAGAUCUCAUUUCAUCACUACUUUUGGUGCUUCACCUGAUGAAACCACUUUUUAUAGAGUAAGUAUAUAUAAAAUCAUCUUUAGGCUUCUUUAUCAAGAGAAAGUGUUCAAAAUGCUUUAGUUAUGAUUCAACCUGCUUUGCUAUAAUAUACGAUCGAUGAUCCAGCUGCUAAUGCUGUCAAUUUGGAUAUUCAAAGUAUGAAACCUGAUGUGGUAUUACUUUUGGAUACCUACUUUAAUGUUGUCGUAUGGAAUGGUGAAAAUGUUCAAAAAUGGAUUGAAGAAGGCUAUUAUGAUAAUCCUGAAUAUGAAUAUGUUAAAGAGUUAAUAGAUGCUCCUAAUUCAGACGUACAGGUAAUCAUACAUUCUAAUAUUUUCAGUAUAUUUUGGAAGAUAGAUUCCCUGUUCCUAAAUUGAUUAAGACCUAUUUUGGUCAUGGAUAAGAGAGAUAUUUAAAAAGUAGAGUGAAUCCAUCAGUCAAUACAGUUCAGAAUGAAAAUGUGGAAAGCGGUAAUUAUAUCACAGACGACGCAAGUCUUAAAGUAUUUACGGACCAUCUUAUUCGCUUAGCUGUAUAAACUGUAUAAUGA
Molecule: messenger RNA, 2347 nt
Organism: Paramecium octaurelia
Lineage: Eukaryota; Ciliophora; Oligohymenophorea; Peniculida; Parameciidae
Source: the annotation of a GenBank genome assembly